This is a messenger RNA of Trichoderma virens Gv29-8, 1143 nucleotides long. RefSeq lists its product as uncharacterized. The coding region runs from base 1 to 1143 and encodes 380 amino acids. The transcript has a single exon. Lineage: Eukaryota; Fungi; Ascomycota; Sordariomycetes; Hypocreales; Hypocreaceae. The record is from RefSeq and is a predicted model, not a curated record.
AUGAGUUCUACUCUUCCUGACCAGUUGGUUUCUCUGAACACCAUAAUAUAUCUCGGAUAUGAUGAUGACAAAGCUUCAGAAAUCUGGAACAAAUGGACUGCCCAAGCACCCGGUGAUCCAGUCCCGGAGUUGGUUUCUGUCCCCCCCUUUGAACUCAAAUUUGUUGAUUUUAUUAUCGAUUACUCCCAUUCAUGUCAUGACGACUUGGAUGCUGAUAGCGGCGACGAUACGAAAUGGCAUGAAGUCAUGGACCGGUAUGGAAUCAAUGAAGACACCCAACGCGCACUCAUGGAUCCUGCAUUCAGACAGGUUCGGUUGACCGAGACAUGCCAAUAUUGGAUCCGAGAUACAAUUGAACUAAGAUACGAAGCACUCAAAGAAGUACGAGAAAAAGAUCAGGAUAUCGAGAGAGCGUCGACAUCUCAUGACAUGUCAGGGGGAGAGGCUGGUUACCGUUCGGCUUUAGAAGUUUCUCAAGACACAGCAAUGUCAGAAGUCGCCUUGUGCUCUACCAAUGCACCAGGCACAUUUACUCUAUAUCGGGGCAUGGAUAAAAGUCGCUUGAAGAAGCUAUUCGACCGAAAUGGCAACUUGGAUAAUAUUCAGAGGCUGAUAUCACAGCCACCAACCGACUUUUGUGGCAGAGAGGCAGCUUAUUACUUUGUAGCUGAUCGCGAUAUUGCGAUACAAUAUGCCUUCUUCGCGAAACGCCGCAGCGAUGCAAGUUCGCCUGUUGUAGUUCAUGCUGCAUUUCAAAAUUCGGCAAUUGAAUGUCUUUCAGAAGUCGAGAUACAGCGAGUAUAUUGGCCAAGCGAGGAAUGGCAAAGUCUGAUAUUUUUAUCCCGAAAGGCUCAAAGGCUCCCUACCGAUCUCCGAAAGUUCAAGCGAGCGGCUCUAAUCAUUGGUACGAUUGCAGGAAAGCCGAAUACGUGCUAUGUGAACAUGAGCAGUCACGUCGACAUAACUGAGGAAUUUCUCUUCAAGAAUACAGGAGAGAACGAAGGAUUCGGACAAAAUGCAGUCCAAUAUGUGUUCCGCAACGAAGAAGGGGAGGAGUUGUUGGAGAAAGCGGAAAUCAAGGUGUAUCCCAUCACAACUACGGAAUUUAGUGAAUGGUAUAGAAAUGCUCAAGGGCGGUCUUAG